AUGUGUAAGUACAACAAUAUAGUUAAUUGGGAUGAUUCUGCUGCUAAAGAAGCAUUUGACAAUGCAAAAAGUAGGUUUUGGGCAGAUAUCAAUGGCCUUCCUUGCAACAUACCUUUUCCUGAUCCCGACAUGUACAUUGACGAUAUUGACUGGAAUUCCAGUGUUGACCCUGAGCUUCUUCUGGACUUGGAUAACGUCACAACAUUUCCUAGUCAAGAAGAAAGUAAUAAGGGGGUUGUGAUCUUUGGUGAUGCUCCCUUUUUGGAUCAAUCAAUUCCAUGCAGUGGAUGGGAUGAACCUGAAAAAGAUGCACUGAAACCCGCUGAAUUCGUUUCUGGUGCUCAAGUUAAUCUGCAUGAAAAUAAAAAUGUGACUCCUCGCGAACAAGAUGAUGUGCCUUAUUAUGCUGCCAAAGAAUCUAAACGGCAGAAAUAUGGGAAUGAUAGUCUUGGAUGGAAUCAUAGGCAACACAGUCAUAUAGGAGGUAGCUGGAAUAAGAGAAAAUUGUAUGGGGAUCGCACAAAGGAAGAAUGCAUGGCACGUGGUAAAUGA
Messenger RNA from Medicago truncatula (barrel medic), 552 nucleotides. RefSeq lists its product as uncharacterized. Bases 1 to 552 code for a protein of 183 amino acids. Lineage: Eukaryota; Viridiplantae; Streptophyta; Magnoliopsida; Fabales; Fabaceae. The transcript has a single exon. The record is from RefSeq and is a predicted model, not a curated record.